This is a messenger RNA of Rotaria sp. Silwood2, 1089 nucleotides long. The record is from the annotation of a GenBank genome assembly. NCBI's taxonomy places the organism in Eukaryota, Metazoa, Rotifera, Eurotatoria, Philodinida, Philodinidae.
AUGGGUUUACGACGAUCAAUCAUAUUAUUAAUGUCCUACAUUUACCGAUUUAUUGUGUCAGCCAAUCGAAAUCCUUAUUGUUGCAGACUUGCUAUUCUUGCAACGAUAACAUAUUUCAUCAUUACUGCAUUUUUUCUAUUAAAAAAACCGCCAGUGAGUUUAAGAACGAGUUUUGCUGACAAUGAUUUAAGACAACAACUAUCGCAAGACGAGAAACAAAUUGAAAAUAUUCCAGAUAUCAUGAAAAGAUCGUGUUUAUCUUCCUGUAUAAAUAAAGCUUAUAAUAAAAUAGCAUUGAGACAAACCCAUGCACCAAUAUCCCAUGAAGCACGUUUACGUUAUUCAUUUAUCGAUAUUGAUCAUCUUAAUGUUGAUAUUGAUUAUCUUGAUGAAGAAUAUCGUCCUUCACAACAAUUAAAUAUCAACCUUCCAUCGCCAAAAAGUCAUCCAUAUACACGUAUGCUUAAAGCUAAAGGUAAUUUAUCCGUUAUCAUAUACAAUCGAUUACCACAGUGUUAUGAAUUUACUAUGAGGUCAUUAUUACAAGGUAUAUCUUAUCUUCAUUCCUAUACUUAUAUAUCAAGUGAAAUAUAUGUUCCAUUUUCUUAUGAUAAGUCUGCAUUAAUAUCGAUAGCACGAUCAUUAAAUAAACAUGAAUUUAAACAGUUAAUAUAUGAACGACAUAUAUAUUUUUUUGAUUAUUAUGCAUUACAGUUUCCCAAUCAUCCCGUAUGGAUUAAUUUAGUACAUGAUCCAAUAACUCGAAUAGCAACAGAAUAUGAACGUUCACGUGAAAUUUGUCGAAAGACAAAUCGUUGCUUUGUACAAAAAGAUACAAUAAAUGAAACACUUAAUGAAUGUGUUGUAAAACGAUCACCAAAAGAAUGUAUUUCAUCUCAAAAUGGUAUUGCACGAAUGUUACCAUUUUUUUGUGGGUUAACAUUUCCAAAGCGAUGUCAAGAAGAAAAUGAUUGGGCAUUACGAAAAGCAAAACAAAAUAUUAACCUUUUCUAUUCAGUUGUUGGUAUUGCAGAAGAAUUUUAUAAAUUUUUAUACGUUCUUGGUAUGUUUUUUUUAAUUUCAAUUUAA